AUGUCAAACGCCUUGGCACCAGCAAGGACGCUCUUGAGGAGCGUCCUCGGCGCAUCCGCCCAGCAGUGCCGACGAUGCCUCUCGCAGGCGGCAGCAGCGAAGCACAUCCGACCAGCGACUGCGCCAAGCCCUCUCCAGGCCGCGCGAAACCAAUUCGCGAUGCAGAAGAGGACCAAGGUGUACAAGUCCAUCGCAGAGCAGAAGAGUCGGUACCGAUCAGGGCCCUUUUCCUGGAAGGCCGGUGUCCUGUUCGUCGCCACGGCCGGCGGCCUCAUGUGGUACUUUGAGUUUGAGAAGGAGCGCAUGCAGCGGAAGCGUAUUGCCGAUGCCACCAAGGGCGUGGGCAAGCCCAAGGUCGGCGGGCCUUUCGAGCUGAUCGACCAGAACGGCAACGCGUUCACGAGCGAGGACAUGAAGGGACGGUAUGCACUGGUGUACUUUGGCUUCUCCCACUGUCCCGACAUCUGCCCCGACGAGCUCGACAAGAUGGCGCGCAUGCUCGACCUCGUGGAGGAGAAGCGACCGGGAUCGAUUCUUCCCAUCUUUGUCACGUGUGAUCCGGCACGCGAUACGCCGCCGGUCCUCAAGGAAUACCUGGCCGAGUUCCACCCCAAGUUCAUCGGGCUGACGGGCACGUACGACGAGAUCAAGGCCAUGUGCAAGAAGUACAGGGUGUACUUUAGCACGCCGCAGCACGUCAAAGCGGGCCAGGACUACCUCGUCGACCACAGCAUCUACUUCUACCUGAUGGAUCCCGAGGGUGACUUUGUCGAGGCGCUGGGACGACAGCACUCGCCGUCUGCUGGCGCAAAGCUGAUGCUCGACCAUAUGAAUGACUGGUCCGGCGCGUGGAAGAAGAAUUAG
Molecule: messenger RNA, 864 nt
Organism: Verticillium dahliae VdLs.17
Lineage: Eukaryota; Fungi; Ascomycota; Sordariomycetes; Glomerellales; Plectosphaerellaceae
Product: SCO2 protein
Exons: 3
Coding region: 1-864 (287 amino acids)
Biological process (GO): intracellular copper ion homeostasis; mitochondrial respiratory chain complex IV assembly
Cellular component (GO): mitochondrial inner membrane
Molecular function (GO): copper chaperone activity; copper ion binding
Source: RefSeq, a predicted model, not a curated record